This is a messenger RNA of Pangasianodon hypophthalmus (striped catfish), 1533 nucleotides long. RefSeq lists its product as uncharacterized. The record is from RefSeq and is a predicted model, not a curated record. Lineage: Eukaryota; Metazoa; Chordata; Actinopteri; Siluriformes; Pangasiidae. The transcript has 3 exons. The coding region runs from base 473 to 1309 and encodes 278 amino acids.
AUUUUUUAAAAAGAAUUUUCUUACUAAUUUCAAACAUGAAAUAGUCUUGUUUUAUUGGCAAAUAAUUUUGCUGACCUUUAGCAUUUAUUUCUUAAAAAAACCUGAAGAUAAGAUAAACAGCCAAUAGUCCAGAGUGUCCCGUGUGAUGCAGAAAGGGCCGGUGUGGCUGCAGGUUUUCAUUCAGACCAAGCAGAAGCCACACUGAGAGUUUACUGAAAGCCAACAUCAACCGAUGCUGUGUAGGUGAGGAAAGUGAGCCAGACGUGGGCAGACUGGAAAAAUAACUCUGUAACUGAAGAGGAAAAUGUGGUCUUUCAGGAAGGUUUCUGGUUAGAGUUGAGUAAUCGAAUUCAAGGAAGUGAGCUGGAAAACUCUCACAAGCUUCAUUCUGCACACAGACCCACAACCUGUGACUUCUGCAGAGCUGCCAGGACUCGACUGUUUACUAGCACGCGGAAGUCUACCUGCUAACAUGGGAGCCGUCCUAGCCAUAGUCACUGAGGUGGUUGUGACGGCAAUAGCUUCCGUAGCCGAAGCUGCCGCUACAGAAGCUGCUGCAGCACUUGUAGAGGUUGGAGUGGAAUCUGUUGUGGAGGCUGGAGAAGCUGCAGCCAUUGCAGCAGAGACAGCAGCAGAAACUGCCGCAGAGGCAGCAGCUGAAAGUGCAGCCGAGGCAGCAAGCGAAACAGCAGCGGAGAUCGCUUCCAGCACCGCAGCACAAAUUGCAGCAAAGAUUUUGACCUACGUAGCCAAACUUAGCAAACUUAUAAAAGAAGCGUGUGCAAUCGAUGCCAUUUUUAGAGCUGCGAAAGAAGUUUUAAAACUAAUCUUGAGUGAUCCUUCAGUUGCUGAAACAUACAGGAAGCUGGAGGUAGCUGUGAACAUUUUAGAAACACUCAACCAGAAGAUGAAUGAAAUCACGACCUGGCUGGAGAACCACAAGAAUGACUCCGUAGAACUUGAGGGAAUUGAUGUCCCUUUGGAAUCAGGAGUCCUGGCCAAGUUCCUGCAACAACUCACAGUGGCUCUGGGGAACAUGCAGAGACUCGCAGAUGACAUCAACCAACUCAACCAGAGCAAUCGACCAAUUAAAGAUGCCCAGAUUACAACCAUAAACCGCAGCAUGGUCCGUAUUGUGUCAACAUUUGAGUCUCUCGCUGAGUUCAAAGAAGAAAAACAAAGCAAGAUAGCUGCACUGGCAUCACUUCCUGUCAGUGUGGAGGAAGCGGAGGAGUGGAAGCGUGAGCUGGGUUCUGACGGUGGUCCUACUCUUCAUCUCUUACAUCACACCAUGUACAAAUAUGAGUAAAAGAUCAUGGACUGUCCAGAACCAAAAGCAUAAAAUACUGUCCUGAUUCAUUGCCUGUUGAUUCGAUCAGAAUAUACCCAAGUCUGAUGAUUAUAAUGUUAUUAAUCAGUAUAUUAUCAGUGAAUUAAUAUUGUUAUCAUUUCUUACUGAUACCUUACUUUGUGUAUGGAAAAUUUGGCCAAAGAUAAAAUAACUGUUUCCAUAACAACUGCAGUAAAUGUUUU